AUGUUCCGCCAAGCCGCUGUCUUCGUACUUGCUCUCGUGCCACUAGCACUUGGUCAAGCCUCCAACGAUUUCGAGAGCGGAUGGGAUCAGACCGCAUGGCCGACAUACGCGCAAGACUGCAAUCAGGGUGGUAAAGUCACUUUGGACAGCUCGACCGCCCACAGCGGCAAGAACUCGAUCAGGGUUGAUGGUGCCGGUGGUUACUGUGGACACAUCUUCUUCGGCACCACCAAAGUGCCCAGCGGCGAUGUCUACGUCAGGUCUUAUGUUAAGGCAUCAAAGGCUCUGACAGACUCCCACGUCUCCUUCAUCACCAUGCCCGACUCAGCCCAAGGGACGAACAAGCAUCUCCGCAUCGGUGGCCAGAGCAAGAUCCUGAUGUACAACCGCGAGACCGACGACGCCACACUCCCAGACCUCUCACCACAGGGCAUUGCCACAUCCGCAGCCUUGCCAACGGGCAGCUGGCAGUGCUUCGAGUACCACUUGGGCACUGACGGCAGCAUCGAGACUUGGCUCAACAACAACACCGUUGCUGGUCUUACAGUGAAGCCGGGCGUCACCAACCCAAACGCGGCUCAGUGGCAAAGGAGUACGAUUAAGCCCAAGAUCACCGCUGUCUACUUCGGUUGGGAGUCUUAUGGCGGUGAUACUAACACGUUUUGGUACGAUGAUGUUGUCGUCAGCUCGAGCCGAGUCGGUUGUUAG
Diaporthe batatas is the source of this 708-nucleotide messenger RNA. RefSeq lists its product as uncharacterized. The transcript has 2 exons. Bases 1 to 708 code for a protein of 235 amino acids. The record is from RefSeq and is a predicted model, not a curated record. NCBI's taxonomy places the organism in Eukaryota, Fungi, Ascomycota, Sordariomycetes, Diaporthales, Diaporthaceae.